Messenger RNA from Didymodactylos carnosus, 1036 nucleotides. The record is from the annotation of a GenBank genome assembly. Lineage: Eukaryota; Metazoa; Rotifera; Eurotatoria; Philodinida; Philodinidae.
ACCGCGAUUGUGAGCCAGUAACGCUCAUUAAAAAAACGCAAGAAACGCGUUUUUUGCGUUUUUUUAAUGAGCGUUACUGGCUCACAAUCGCGGUUCCCUUUUGAGCGUUUAAACGCGUUUUUCCAAAUGUUUGUCUGCUUGGGUACUUAGCAAUCAGUCAAGUAUGUUCAUCUCAAAAAAUUCAUAAUUAAAGAUAGGUAACAAUGGUCUCUACGGCAGUUUGUUAUAUCACCCAGCGGUUUAAUAUCAUCGGUUUUUCACUUCUCUCAUUGUCUUUUAGAAAAUUUAUCUACAGUGUAGUAGCACUUUACAAAAACGAAUGUCGAAUCAACAUUGCCUUUGUUUAUUAUAUUCAAUUGUAAUUAUUGGUUUAUUAAUAAGAAAUGAUGGUAUUGAAUGUUAUACAGUUAAAAUGCCGACUGAUCUUGUUCUCAACUAUUCUAUGAAUGGUAAUACAGGUACACAUAAUCAAAGUAGUCGUCUCCCAGAUUUCCCAGACGAACGUACACUUACUGAGCCUUCUAUUGACAGCGAUUUUGAAGUAUUUGGAUUGAAUCUAUAUCGUGAAUUAACUAAAUUAAAACCUAAAGAAAACAUAUUUCUCUCGCCAGCUAGUAUUGCAAUUGCACUAAGCAUGACUACAGCUGGUACCAAUGGUACAACAUUAAAACAACUGAUGUCAGUAUUAAAUGUUCAAACAAUUGGUGAUAUGAAUGUACGAGCACAUAAAAUUGCUUCUUUAAUAAACUUGAGUGAUAGCAAAGAAAUGAAAUUAAAAUUAGCGAAUAAUAUUUUUAUUCAAAUUCAUUAUAAUAUUUCACAAAACUAUAAAAAAUUAUUAGAAGAUGAAUAUUUAUCAUCAAUAACAGCCAUUGACUAUGAAAAUAAACCGGAUGAAUCAAGAAAUGAAAUUAAUCAAUGGGUUGAACAACAGACGAAUAGUUUAAUAAAAGAUUUAAUAUCGCCAACUGACAUUACAUCGGCUACAAAAUUUAUACUCGUUAAUUGUAUUUAUUUUAAAGGUAAGCUUAGUUGA